Molecule: messenger RNA, 1122 nt
Organism: Penicillium pulvis
Lineage: Eukaryota; Fungi; Ascomycota; Eurotiomycetes; Eurotiales; Aspergillaceae
Product: porphobilinogen synthase HEM2
Exons: 2
Coding region: 1-1122 (373 amino acids)
Biological process (GO): heme biosynthetic process
Cellular component (GO): cytosol
Molecular function (GO): zinc ion binding; porphobilinogen synthase activity
Source: RefSeq, a predicted model, not a curated record
AUGUCAUUCUCCAACCUAGUCUCUGAUCUCGCUUUCCGAGAUUCCAACGCGGAUGAGCGGGGUUCGCAGAUUUCGCAUGCUCAAUCCCGCACCGCUCGUUCAUACACGAGCACCACGGCCACGAGUGUCAGCAUCUCCGGAGAUAUUUCCAGCCAGCUCCAUGCUGGAUACAGCCAUCCCUUGACUCGAUCAUGGCAGGCAGAGAGGCAGUUGACCAAGGAAAUGCUUAUUUACCCACUGUUCAUCACUGACAACCCUGACGAAGAGACCCCAAUUCCGUCUCUGCCUAACCAGUACCGUCGGGGCGUCAAUCGUCUAAUUCCUUUCCUGGCCCCUCUAGUCCGGAAAGGGCUUCGUUCGGUUAUGCUCUUUGGUGUCCCCUUACAUCCAUCAGCCAAGGAUGCCCUUGGAACGGCUGCGGACGAUCCAUCAGGCCCCGUUAUCCAGGCCAUACGGCUGCUGAGGUCUCGUCUUCCUCAACUUUAUAUCACAACAGAUGUAUGUCUCUGUGAAUAUACAUCUCAUGGCCACUGUGGAAUCCUCCGGGAGGAUGGGACACUGGAUAACGCGCAAUCCGUGGACCGCAUCUCUGAUGUGGCAUUGGCCUACGCUGUCGCGGGCGCCCAUUGCGUUGCCCCGUCUGAUAUGAAUGACGGAAGAGUGCGUGGAAUUAAACUCAAAUUGAUUGAAGCUGGCCUGGCCCAUCGGGUGCUCUUGAUGUCCUAUAGUGCCAAGUUCAGCGGCUGUCUAUAUGGCCCCUUCCGUGACGCUGCCGGGUCAUGUCCUUCGUUUGGCGAUCGCCGCUGCUACCAACUUCCCCCAGGUGGUCGAGGCCUUGCCCGACGGGCGAUCCAGCGUGACAUGAACGAGGGCGCGGACAUUAUCAUGGUUAAACCGGCCAGCAGCUACCUGGACAUCAUCCGUGACGCCAAAGACCUCGCCCAGGACCUUCCAGUGGCGGCAUACCAGGUUAGUGGGGAAUUUGCCAUGAUACAUGCGGCCGCGAAGGCGGGCGUUUUCGACUUGAAAGCAAUGGCCUUUGAGAGCACGGAAGGGAUUCUUAGGGCCGGAGCGGGAAUUGUGGUCAGCUAUUUUGUCCCAGAAUUCUUGGACUGGCUUUAA